Molecule: messenger RNA, 474 nt
Organism: Phytophthora sojae
Lineage: Eukaryota; Oomycota; Peronosporomycetes; Peronosporales; Peronosporaceae
Exons: 2
Coding region: 1-474 (157 amino acids)
Biological process (GO): protein phosphorylation; regulation of clathrin-dependent endocytosis; positive regulation of Notch signaling pathway
Cellular component (GO): cytoplasm
Molecular function (GO): ATP binding; protein serine/threonine kinase activity; AP-2 adaptor complex binding
Source: RefSeq, a predicted model, not a curated record
AUGCACAGCGAGGCGUUUCAGAGAGAGGUUGACGUCAACCGCGCGCUGGAAACACACGCGAAUAUCGUCCAGUUUGUGAAGUCCUUCUCCAUUGAGAGUUCUGAAGGCGAGCAGCGACACAUUAUUGUGAUGCCCUUCUUUGCUCGGAGUGCUGCUGACUUGCUCACGCUACAUGCUCCGGUUGGACUUCGCGCCUUGACCACUAUUGCUUGCGACUGCGUCAGUGCACUUGGCCAUAUUCACUCCAAGAACUAUUGCUUUGCGGAUUUGAAACCCGCCAAUAUCAUGCUGCAUUGUGGUAAAGAAGGUGGUGCCUCGCUGGUUGAUUUCGGCGCUUCGAUCACGGACCAAUUUUGCUUGGAUGUGGCUAUAUCGCAAGGCUCGGAGCUUCUGGACUGGACCUGUUUGGGCACGACGCUGGCUCGGUAUCGGCGUCCAAAGCAGUUCCUCGACUCGGUCCAUGACAUGAGAUAG